Messenger RNA from Pristis pectinata (smalltooth sawfish), 4479 nucleotides. It is a transcript of the gene ndst1b, whose product is annotated as N-deacetylase/N-sulfotransferase (heparan glucosaminyl) 1b. Gene Ontology annotation, molecular function: heparan sulfate N-sulfotransferase activity; deacetylase activity. The transcript has 16 exons. NCBI's taxonomy places the organism in Eukaryota, Metazoa, Chordata, Chondrichthyes, Rhinopristiformes, Pristidae. The record is from RefSeq and is a predicted model, not a curated record. Bases 593 to 3229 code for a protein of 878 amino acids. Gene Ontology annotation, cellular component: Golgi apparatus.
GCGGGAAGGAGGAGGUGGCGGCCGUCGGCCCCGACCCGCCCGGUCCCUCAGGCCUGUCUCAUUUUACGUGGAUUCUCUUAUGAUCUAGCAUUGCAAACCAGAUGAGGCUGGCAGAGGCGUUGCUUUAUGCCAGGUGGAGCGUUCUGGGCCCGUGACUUGUGCAUUGACAAGAUGUGCCUCCAGCCCUGAAGAUGCAUCACAAGAGCAUGUGAAGUGAUGCAAGGGACAAAUACUGCUCCAACAGCACAGUCCAACGAGCAGCAGUGCUGGAAGCCCUGGCCUUCUACAGGUUGUGAUCGAUCUGGUUGACGCUUGGGACUUGGUGUCUCUCCCAUGUUCCACCAUCCAGGGAUCCUGCUCACUCCCAGUCCCAUUCGUAACACAUGCACGGUCAGUCGGAAGGGAAGAAGACGCGGUUGCUGACACAGCAUAGCUCCAAGGAAACCUGAGCAACUUUGCACUCUUGGUUUUAUGGCCAUUAAUGAUUUGCAAUGGUGACAUGAAAGGCAAGCAAGGUCAAGAGGGUAGAUUGUUAUUUUCUUAAAAAGAGAAAUCGUGCGGCUGGGAUCCAGGGGAAGGGUGUGUGUAAAGCAUGAGUUUGCUGAGCCGACUGCGCCGAGUGUUUCGACAACUCACGCUGCAAGGCGUUCUCCUUCUGCUCUUUGCCUUCUGCAUGGCAACGGUGUUCAUUUCAGGGUACUUUCUCUACAUCGGCACUAAGCAAGAAACAGAGCCCUCCAGCGAAGUCCGGGGCUUGGACUGUGACGAUUCCAGAGUGACUCCUUCCAGGCUGCUCCCAACCAAAGCCGUAAAACGGGCGGAUUCUUCCCGGACAGACCCUGUGGUGUUGGUCUUUGUUGAAAGCAUGUAUACCCAGUUGGGACAGGAAAUCGUGGCCAUUCUAGAGUCCAGCCGCUUUAAGUAUCACACCGAAAUCGCACCUGGAAAGGGAGAUAUGCCAACCUUGACAGAUGGAGACCGGGGGCGUUUUAUCCUUAUUGUAUAUGAAAAUAUUUUAAAGUACGUGAACUUGGAUGCUUGGAACAGGGAGCUACUGGAUAAGUACUGCAUUGAGUACAGCGUUGGUAUUAUUGGCUUCUUCAAGGCAAAUGAAAAUAGUUUGUUGAGUGCUCAGCUGAAGGGUUUCCCACUCUACCUGCAUUCUAACCUUGGCCUCAAGGACUGCAGCAUAAACCCAAGGUCCCCACUGCUCUACAUCACCAAAGCAAAGGAGAUGGAGAAGGGUUUCCUCCCAGGAGAUGACUGGACGGUUUUCCAGUCCAACCAUUCAACUUACGAGCCGGUCUUGCUCGCCAAGACCAAAUCAGCGGAGAAGAUCCCUCACAUGGAGGUGGACGCUGCCCUUCACACAACAGUAGUACAGGACCUGGGUCUCCAUGAUGGCAUUCAGCGAGUGCUCUUUGGAAACAACAUGAACUUCUGGCUCCACAAGCUCGUCUUUGUGGAUGCUGUCUCCUUCCUAACAGGGAAGCGAUUAUCUCUCUCGUUGGACAGAUAUAUUCUGGUGGACAUCGAUGACAUCUUUGUUGGAAAGGAAGGAACCAGGAUGAAAGCAGAGGAUGUGAAGGCUUUGCUUGAAGCCCAGAAUCAACUGCGAGUUCAUGUCCCGAACUUCACUUUCAACUUGGGAUUCUCCGGGAAAUUCUACUACACUGGAACUGACGAUGAGGACAAGGGAGACAACCUCCUCCUGUCCAACGUGAAAGAGUUCUGGUGGUUCCCACACAUGUGGAGCCACAUGCAGCCACACUUGUUCCACAACCAGUCAGUACUCAUUGAACAAAUGCUCCUCAACAAGCAGUUUGCAGUGGAGCACGGAAUCCCCACAGACAUGGGCUAUGCAGUGGCACCCCACCAUUCGGGAGUGUAUCCAGUCCACAUGCAGCUGUACGAGGCCUGGAAGCAGGUGUGGGGCAUGAAGGUGACAAGUACCGAGGAGUACCCGCACUUGAAGCCAGCGCGAUUCCGACGAGGGUUCAAACACAAUGGCAUCAUGGUUCUGCCUCGUCAGACGUGUGGGCUUUUCACACACACCAUAUUCUACAAUGAGUACCCCGGAGGACCCAAGGAGCUGGACAAGAUCAUUAACGGCGGAGAGUUGUUCCUCACUGUCCUCCUCAACCCUAUCAGCAUCUUUAUGACGCACCUGUCAAAUUACGGCAAUGACCGGCUGGGGCUCUACACGUUUAAGAAUCUGAUCAGCUUCGUGCAGUGCUGGACCAACCUGAAGCUGCAGACACUCCCUCCUGUGCAGCUGGCACAGAGAUACUUCCAGCUCUUCCCCGAAGAGAAGGACCCUUUCUGGCAGGAUCCUUGUGAGGAUAAAAGACACAAAGAUAUCUGGUCUAAAGAAAAAACAUGUGACAGACUUCCAAAACUUCUAAUUAUUGGUCCCCAAAAGUCAGGUACCACAGCUCUCUAUCUUUUCCUCACUAUGCACCCGGACAUCACCAGUAACACUCCAAACCCAGACACCUUCGAGGAGCUGCAGUUCUUCAACGGGCCAAACUAUCACAAGGGCAUUGACUGGUACAUGGACUAUUUUCCUAUUCCUUCCAACACCAGCUCGGACUUCUUCUUCGAGAAGAGUGCAAACUACUUUGACUCUGAGGUCGCUCCAAAGCGGGCGGCAGCUCUGCUACCCAGGGCGAAAAUCAUCAGCAUCCUGAUCAGCCCUGCAGACCGAGCCUACUCCUGGUACCAGCACCAGCGAGCCCACGAUGACCCGGUGGCCCUGAAGUACAGUUUCCACGAGGUGAUCACUGCUGGAGCCGACACCAUACCAAAGCUGAGAGCUCUCCAGAAUCGGUGCCUGAUCCCAGGCUGGUAUGCAAUGCACAUCGAGCGCUGGCUUAAGUACUACCACGCCAACCAGAUUCUUGUUCUCGAUGGGCAACUCCUCCGGACAGAACCCGCAACGACAAUGGAAAAGGUGCAGAAGUUCCUCGGACUCCGAAACAUCGUCAAUUACCACAAGUUGUUGGUGUUUGACCCCAAGAAAGGUUUCUGGUGUCAGCUCCUGGACAGCAAUAAAUCCAAGUGCCUGGGGAAGAGCAAGGGGCGCAAGUACCCGGAGAUGGACCCUGAUUCCAGGGCCUUUUUGAGAGAGCACUACAGGGACGCCAACAUUGAACUGUCCAAGCUCCUGUAUAAACUGGGACAGACCCUUCCAACGUGGUUGAGAGAGGAGCUCCAAAACAACAGGUAGUUGCGAGAGACAGCACAGUACUUCAGACUUUUCCCCGAGGAGAUCAAGCUGUGAUGCCUCUCCCAUCCACCUUAAUCUGUCAAGGUCCAGAUCUGCUGCUUCUAACUGAGACUCCAGACAUGUCUAUGGAAGCGUUGCCGAUGGGCUAUCUCCCUGUGGAGACCCUGGUGCGUACUAUUUAAGCACUGACUGGAUGCUUGUGAAGAUCAUCAUACAUUUUCAUCUCUGUGCUUCUUCAGGAAGAUCAGGCGGGAGUGAAGUCUAUGAACUGUAAUUGGUUCCUGAAGGCACUGAUGAAGCUCAUCGCCGACCCAUGUUUACUUCUCCUGAAUGGUUGCGAUACACGGCCUUUAUUCAUCUAUGGUUUCAAGAGAGAGAGAGAGAUAUGCCAGGCUCUGACUUUCGAGAGCACAAGAGUUCAAUAUGAGGGAAAGUCUUUGGUUCCUCAGCACGAUCUGUGCUAGUUUCAGUUGAGGGAGGGCCCUCUUGUCUCUCCUCCCAACCCCACCCCCCCCGCCACACACACACACACACACACACACACACACACACACACACACACACACACACACACACACACACACACACACACAAUUUUUGGUUCAGAACAAAGUGGUCCCAAGACAGUUUGAUCAGGUUGCUCCCCCAGGGUGCCCCUGUGUUGAAGAGUUUAGCAUCUUCCCUUCAACAAGGGUUUACGGAGUCACACAGACUUCUUGCAACAGUGGGUCCUGAGCCAAGCUGGGAGUCACGUAAACUACCAGACAAAGUCCCCUCCCUCCAUCGAAGGGCAUCCUUCGGGUACAGUAGGACCAGACUUGUGUUAAGAAGCAAGAAGACCACUAUCUCCUCGUUCCCACUUGUAACACUGCCAUUAAAGUCUGGGUAGCAUAUUAUCCACCCUUACUCUUCCAGAUUAGAUUUAUAUUCCUGUUUAAAGAACCGACAUGACUUUUGUACGCACAAACUGUUUUGCAGAAAGCUGUUACAAACAAGUUGAGACAGUUGUCUGUGUCCCAACCACAGAACCUUCCUAGCGUUCAGUGACUAUGAAUUAGCUACUUGAUGUAAUGAUGCUGACUGUGGAGGGUCUGUAUCCUUGCAAACAAAGAUUGAUGCAUCUUCCCUGUAUUCCUGUCAAGAUUCAGCCUCUCUCCAGUGCUCAGAGGAGGUCAUCAACUGCUCCAGGGAUUGAGUCAACCCUUGGCUGGUGUUGGGUUUGAAAAACUUAUUUUUCAAAAAAAAACUUU